Chaetomium strumarium is the source of this 1258-nucleotide messenger RNA. Its product is annotated as kinase-like domain-containing protein. The record is from RefSeq and is a predicted model, not a curated record. Gene Ontology annotation, biological process: protein phosphorylation; cellular response to oxidative stress. Bases 1 to 990 code for a protein of 329 amino acids. NCBI's taxonomy places the organism in Eukaryota, Fungi, Ascomycota, Sordariomycetes, Sordariales, Chaetomiaceae. The transcript has 7 exons. Gene Ontology annotation, molecular function: calcium/calmodulin-dependent protein kinase activity; ATP binding.
AUGGUCCCAAGCUUCCGUCUGUGGCUUCCAGUCUCACUACUGCUCAACCGUCUACAUAGGCAACCAGAGAACCACGAGAAGAAGUCCAAGUACCGGUUCGGGCGCAUUCUAGGCGCCGGCAUAUAUGGCACUGUCUGGGAGGCGGAAGGCCCUAGUGGCCUGGUUGCCGUCAAAGUCGUACCGAAAGAGGAGCUGGAGAUACUCCAGCGUCUUAAGCACCCGCACAUCGUCAAGCUUAUCGACUGGUUCAAAUCAAAAAACGAAUACUAUAUCGUCACAGAGCUCGCGACUGGAGGAGAGCUGUUCGAUAGAAUCUGCCUGCGGGGACAGUUCACCGAGAAGGACGCAUCUCAGACGGUCAAGCAGAUCCUAAGCGCGGUCAACUACCUGCACCAGAACAACGUAGUCCACCGCGACCUUAAGCCGGAGAACCUCCUCUACCUCACGGCGGACAAAGAUUCAGAUCUGGUCGUAGCCGACUUCGGCAUCGCGAAGACGCUCGGCAGCGAGGACGAGGUCCUCACAACUAUGGCCGGAUCGUUCGGCUAUACAGCGCCCGAAGUGCUGCUUAACUAUGGCCACGGCAAACCCGUUGAUAUAUGGUCACUAGGCAUCAUCACUUAUACACUGCUCUGUGGCUACUUACCCUUCCGCUCCAAACACGUCCAAGACCUAAUCGAGGAGUGCUGUACCUGCCGCGUGGUGUUCCACGAAAAGCAUUGGAAGGAUGUCAGCGACGAUGCCAAGGACUUUAUCCUGAAACUACUGCGGCCGAAACCCCAAGACCGAUUGACCAGCGAGCAAGCCCUCGCCCACACCUGGCUGCGCGGCGAGACCGCGAUGGAGCACAACCUACUGCCUGAGGGUGCCGUCUUCCACGAAGCGUUCCCGGCCAAGUUACGUGAGAUGAAGGAGCUGGAGCAGACGCUCAAGGAAGACGGAGCUGCCCAAGAAGGCUCAACGGAAGGAAUAAGGUCCUACCGGGGAUAAAAAGACCAUCUGCCAUAGAAGCUCGAUGCCUGGCCAAGAUUCUACCCAUAGUAACUAGAAGUUAAAACCCUUGCUUUCUAAUGUGAGAUCCCGGCUCUGUUGCACACAGUCUAACUUGGCUGCUGCUAUUUUCCCGCGGCACUCAUGGAUCCACUGCAAGAUUACCUAGGUUCUGCUUGGGCUGCUGUUAAGUCACAUGGGCAGCACUCGUGCUGCUGCAAAAUUACCUAGGCUUGGCUUGGACUGCUGUUAAAUCGCACGGGCUGUU